Messenger RNA from Micromonas commoda, 1491 nucleotides. Its product is annotated as pfkB family carbohydrate kinase. The coding region runs from base 1 to 1491 and encodes 496 amino acids. Gene Ontology annotation, molecular function: kinase activity. NCBI's taxonomy places the organism in Eukaryota, Viridiplantae, Chlorophyta, Mamiellophyceae, Mamiellales, Mamiellaceae. The record is from RefSeq and is a predicted model, not a curated record. The transcript has a single exon.
AUGCAAUCCCUGCAAGCUCCCACGCUCGCGCUCGGCGUCUCCGAGGGUGCCAAGCGCCGCGCCGUCGCCGGCUCGCGCCUCGCCCGGCCCGUCUCCGUGAGGCAUCAUCGUCGGGUCGCAAUUCGUAACAACGCCGUUUUCGCCGACGCCGACCAGGCCCAACGGUGGAUCGACGCGUGGAAAGCCCGGCUCAACGCCCCCAGGGUCGUGGGAGUCGGCAGCGCCGGAGUGGACUACCUCGCGUCCGUCGCGGCCUUCCCCGAGCCCGACCAGAAGCUCCGCACCGACGCCUUCGAAACUCAGGGUGGCGGAAACUGCGGCAACGCCCUCACCGCGGUCGCCAGGCUCGGCCUGAGGCCAUCCAUCCUCACGAAACUCUCCGACGACGGGGCGGGCAAGGCCAUCCUGGACGAGCUCCGCGACGACGGCGUGGACACCGCGCACGUCGUCAUCGAGCCCGGCAAGAGCUCCCCGUUCACGUACAUAAUCGUCGAUCGCGAGGGAUCCACCCGUACCUGCAUUCACACCCCGGGGCCCGAGUUCACCCCGAAGGAGAUGCCGCUCGCCGCCAUCGAGCGCCUCCUCGACGGCGCUUCGCUGUGCUAUUUCGACGGCAGGCUCACCGAGGUGGCCAUCGAGGUGGCCAAGGUGGCCAAGGCGCGCGGCGUGCCCGUGCUCGUGGAGGGCGAGCGCCUGCGCGAUAAUCUCCCGGCGCUGCUCGCCUUGGGAGACUAUGUCUGCACCAGCGCCAACUACCCACAGGACUCGAAUCCGGACGCGCCGGGCUUCGAGGCGGCGAUGGUGGCGAUGGCGUCCAAGCUCCCGGCCGCCAAGGCGAUCGUCACGACCCUCGGAUCCCGCGGCGCGGUCUGCCUCGUUCGCGCGCCCGCCCAAGCCGGGAAGGCGCCUUCGAGGGCCGAGUCCCUGGCCGACGUCGUGUCGAAACUCGAGAAGGACGCGGCGGUUGGUAUGCCCGCCGGCUCCAGGGGCGUGCCGGUCCCCGCGUGGCCCGUGGUCUCCGACGCGGUCGUGUUGACGGACGCGGGCGACGAGGCGGCCGCGGCGCUCGGGGCGGUGGAGGUUAUCUUCGCGCCGGCGGUGAAGCUGCAAAAAUCGUCGGUGGUGGACACGACGGGAGCCGGGGACGCGUUCAUCGGGUCGAUGUGCUACGGCGUCGCGACGGGGAUGGAGCUGAAGGACGCCAUGCGACUGGGCGCGUACGUCGCGGCGAAAAAGUGCGGUUCGCUCGGGGCGAGGCCGGGUCUGCCGGACAUCUCGGAGGUGCCCGAGGCUGUGUUCCAGGGCAAGGAGAAGCCGAAGGUUGCCGCCGCCGCGGUGAACAAGACCGCGUCGAGGCCGCCGGCUGUGCGGAAGGCGAAGGCGCCGCGGGAGAUGACCGACAUCGACAAGGAGUUUGCGGACGGGACGAGGAAGUCGAUCGCGCCGGGUCUGAGCAAGUGGAUGCUGAAGUUGGGACGCAGGUAUCAGUGA